Messenger RNA from Fusarium redolens, 411 nucleotides. RefSeq lists its product as uncharacterized. The coding region runs from base 1 to 411 and encodes 136 amino acids. The transcript has a single exon. NCBI's taxonomy places the organism in Eukaryota, Fungi, Ascomycota, Sordariomycetes, Hypocreales, Nectriaceae. The record is from RefSeq and is a predicted model, not a curated record.
AUGGCGACCUCAACACCUAUCUCUAUUCUUACCAUUUCCCUCUCCCGUCAUCUUCACGACCGCGACAUAAGCGAAAGCCUACAGGAACAAUGGUCCGAGAUCAAAGUGCCCUCAUCGACAGCAUCGCGCUUCACAAAUCUCGGCUUUGACCUCGACGGCAACGGCGCCAACCUUGAUGAACUUAAACUACAACUUAAUGAGCGGGCUUGGGGCGGGAUUAUUGUUGGAUGGUGUUCCCGCGGUAACAUUGAGUUCACGGAGCUGUUCGAGGCAGUUGUGACUGUCUGCGUCGACUACAUCGUUGAAAGGAAGAAGGGAGAUGUUUCGCAAAAGGAACCUAAGCUGAUCUUUUGUCGCGGGCCGGAUGAUCUCGUCAACGCGACGCUGCGUAACUUUCCAAGUGGUGAAUGA